Messenger RNA from Sclerotinia borealis F-4128, 576 nucleotides. The record is from the annotation of a GenBank genome assembly. NCBI's taxonomy places the organism in Eukaryota, Fungi, Ascomycota, Leotiomycetes, Helotiales, Sclerotiniaceae.
AUGCACCAAACAAACUCCUGCGCCGGCAUAUCUUUCAAAUCGCAAGCCCUCUACCUCCUCGUCUACAUCACCCGGUAUCUCGACCUCUUCUGGACCUUCACCGAUUCCCUCUACAACACCACCUUCAAACUGCUCUUCCUCGGCUCUUCAGGCUACACCAUCUACCUAAUGACCACCUCCUUCAAACCCACCCACGACCCCAACCUCGACACAUUCCGCGUGCAGUAUCUGCUCGGAGCCUCGCUCGUCGCCGCCAUCAUCUACCCCUACGCCUACACGCCCGCGGAACUCCUCUGGGCAUUCAGCAUCUGGCUUGAAUCCGUAGCGAUUCUCCCCCAACUAUUCCUAUUGCAACGAACAGGCGAGGCCGAGACCAUCACGGCGAAUUAUCUCUUUGCGUUGGGGAGUUACCGUGCACUCUAUAUACCGAAUUGGAUCUGGAGAUAUUUCAAAGAGAGUCAUGUGGAUGGGAUUGCAGUGUUAGCGGGUGUGGUCCAGACGAUUCUUUAUUCGGAUUUCUUCUGGAUUUAUUAUACGAAGGUUAUGAAGGGGAAGAGAUUUACUUUACCCGUAUAA